Rotaria sordida is the source of this 2271-nucleotide messenger RNA. The record is from the annotation of a GenBank genome assembly. NCBI's taxonomy places the organism in Eukaryota, Metazoa, Rotifera, Eurotatoria, Philodinida, Philodinidae.
AUGACCGUUGGUUUAAUAUUAUUCUUUAUUCUUGUGAUUACGAUCAAUGCACAAAAAGGAAAUCUUCCUGAUUGUAAAUCAGGUCCACUUUCAACAUUUCCUAUAUGUAAUCAAUCCCUUCCAUCACGUCAAAGAGCUGCUGAUCUUAUUAGUCGUAUGACAACAACUGAAAAAAUUACACAACUGGUAACAACAGCAGCUGCUAUACCUCGUCUAGGUUUACCUAAAUAUGAAUGGUGGUCUGAUUGUUUACAUGGUGUCGGAUAUGCUCCUGGUGUUUCAUUUGGUGGUGAUUUACCUGCAGCAACUAGUUUUCCAAUGCCAAUCAAUCUUGGUGCAUCAUUUAAUACUGCUCUUCUUCAUCGUAUUUUCUCUACUAUAUCAACUGAAGCACGAGCAUUUAAUAGUGAAGAUCGUGCCGGUUUAGUUUUUCUUUCACCAAAUAUAAAUAUAUUUCGUGAUCCACGAUGGGGUCGUGGUCAAGAAACACCAGGUGAAGAUCCAUUUCUAACAUCUCAAUAUGUAUAUGAAUAUGUUAAUGGUUUACAACGUGGUGAAGAUGAACGUUAUUUAAAAGUUGCUGCUAAUUGUAAACAUUAUGCUGCGUAUGAUUUAGAAAAUUGGAAUGGUACAGAUCGUUUUCAUUUUGAUGCACGUGUUAGUGAUCAAGAUCUUAUUGAAACAUAUUUACCACCAUUUGAAACAUGUAUUCACGAUGCAAAAGUUGCAAGUAUUAUGUGUAGUUAUAAUUCAAUUAAUGGUAUUCCUGCAUGUGCUAAUCAAUUUCUAAUUAAAACUAUUGCACGUGAAUCGUAUCAUCUUGAUGGUUUUGUUGUUAGUGAUUGUGAUGCUAUUGAAAUAAUUAUGAAUGAUCAUAAUUAUACAUCAACAGUACAAGAUACAAUUGCUGUUGCAUUACAUGCUGGUACAGAUCUUGAUUGUGGACAAUUUUAUUUAAAUUAUACUCAACAAGCAUUAGAUAAUAAAACUAUUAUUGAAACUGAUAUUAAUCAAGCACUUGAACGAACAUUUAAUGUUCUUAUUCGUCUUGGUUAUUUUGAUCCACCUGAACAACAACCAUAUAGAAAAUUAUCACAUAUUAAUGUUGAUACAAUAGAAGCUAGACAAUUAGCAUUAGAUGCUGCACAACAAAGUAUUGUUUUAUUAAAAAAUACAAAUAAAGCAUUACCAUUAAAUCUUAAUCAAUUACGAAAUAAAAAAAUUGCAUUAAUUGGUCCAACAGCAAAUGCAACACGUUUAAUGCAAGGAAAUUAUUAUGGUACACCACCAUUUUUGAUUGAUCCUAUUACUGGUUUUCAAGAAGUAACAAAAAAUUAUUCGAUCGAUAUUUCAUUUGCUUAUGGUUGUAAAAUAUCUGAUGAUGAUGAAAGUGGUUUUGUAGAAGCUAUUGAACUAGCUUAUACAUCUGAUGUUGUUAUUUUCUUUGGUGGUAUUGAUCAAUCCAUCGAAGCUGAAGGUCAUGAUCGAGAAUCAAUUGCAUUACCUACUGUCCAAUUAACAUUAAUUCAACAACUUGAAAAAAUUGUUUGUUCACCUCUUCACGUUGUUAUUAUGUCUGGUAGUGGUCUUGAUCUAAGUUACAUACGCGAUUCUUCUGAAUCUGAUAGUCUUAUUUGGAUGGGUUAUGCUGGACAAGCUGGUGGUCUUGCUAUAGCUAAUGUUAUGUUUGGCCAAUAUAAUCCUGGUGGACGUUUACCAAUUACAUUUUAUCCUGCAUCAUAUAUUAAUGAUGUUAGUAUGUCUGAUAUGCAAAUGCGACCAUCACCAACGAAUCCUGGUCGUACAUAUAAAUUUUAUACAGGACAAGCAGUUUUUGAAUUUGGUUAUGGUCUUUCAUAUACAACAUUUAAUUAUUCAUGGUAUAAUAAUUCAAUGAAUUCAAUAUUUUCUAUAAGAUCUUUAAUGAAAAAUAAUUAUAAUGAAAAGAAAUUACAUCUUCAAUUUUAUCGUGUUAAUGUAACGAAUAUAGGUCAAAUAGUAGGUGAUGAUGUUGUUCUUGCAUUUAUUAUACCACCGAGAAAUUCCUUCAAUGAUCCAUCACCACCUCUUAGAAAAUUAUUUGGUUUUAAACGUGUUCAAUUAAAUAUUAAUCAAACAAUUCAAGUCUUUUUUCCAUUAAAUAUUGAUUCAUUAUUAACCGUAGCAUAUAAUGGAUCGAAAUGGUUAGAACCAGGUUCAUAUAAAAUUCUAAUUAGAAAACAACAUAUGCAUACAGUUUAUUUACGUGGACGACCAACUCGAUAUUCUUAA